This is a messenger RNA of Plasmodium gallinaceum, 3795 nucleotides long. RefSeq names its product conserved Plasmodium protein, unknown function. The transcript is spliced from 4 exons. NCBI's taxonomy places the organism in Eukaryota, Apicomplexa, Aconoidasida, Haemosporida, Plasmodiidae. The record is from RefSeq and is a predicted model, not a curated record. The coding region runs from base 1 to 3795 and encodes 1264 amino acids.
AUGCUUGAAAAUCCAGUACUCUGUACCAAGCGAAUGUUUAAUAAAAAUUUUUUUUUAUGCUGCUUUUUAAAAAGAAAUAAUAAAUUAAAAUUUUCUUUUUAUUCUACACAGAAAACAUUAAUUUAUAAAUAUAUUUCUGAAAAUGAUUUCUUACAAAAAAAAAAUAAUUCUAUUUAUUCCCUUGUUAAUUAUAACUAUGUUAAUAAUAGAAUUCAUGAAAUAAAUUGUUAUUUGAAAAAUAAUGAAAAUAUUGAUAAAAUAAUUGAAAAUUUAUAUAUUUUAUGUGUAAAAGGAAAUAUAGGCACAUGUGAUGAAAGGAUAAAACACUAUGUAAAUUUUAUAUUAAGUUAUAUAUAUGAAUAUAUAAAUGAAUCAAAAGAUAGUUUAAUUAAUGCCGAUAAAUGUAAUAUCCAAAAAAAAUGUUUCAUGAAUAUUAAUAGUUAUUUGUCAUUCCUAAAUAUUUUAAAAGUGCUAAAUAUAAAAGCUAAGUUUAAUCAUCUAUUGAAAUAUGUAAGUGAAAAUAUUCACUUUUUUUCAAUUGACGUUGUUAGAAAAAUUGCAUUUAAUCAUGACUUAAAUAAAAAUCAUGAUUUUUUUUUUAAAGAAGUCUUAAAUUAUAUUUACACAUUAAUACAAUACAACAAUGAAUUAUAUUUCAAAGAAAUAAAAAAUGUAAAUAUAUGUAUUAAUGUUUGCACCAAUUUUUUUUUUGGUAAAAAGUAUAUUGAGGAAAAAAAUAUGUACGAUUAUGAAAUUAACGAAGACUUAAUUUAUUUAUAUAACAUGAAUUAUAUUUACAUAAAUCAUAUUGUUACAUUUUAUAAUUUUAUAUGCAAUAAAAAUACAUUUUAUGAUUACAGAAAAUGUGAUAAAAAUGAAGAGAAUAUAUCAGAAAAGAAGGAAAAAGAAAAAUCACUAAAAUAUGGAAAUCUGGAAAAAUCAUAUAUUUAUUCUAAUACUCAAAAAAGUUCUAAUGAAAGUUCUGAUUUAAUUCAAAGUGUUGAUACAAAAGAAACUGUUUAUUCGUACAAUGAAACUAAAUUAAAUAAAAAGAUAAAUGAAAAAUAUGAUAUUGAAAAUAACAAUGAUCACGUAAAUUUAAGAGAUAAAAAAACAAAAGAUAAAUUUAUUAGUCUAAUUUCAAGUAGUGAUGAAAAUAUAAAGGAAUAUAAUAUAAUUAACAGUUUAGAAAACUUAGAAAGUUAUAUAAUGAACAUAAAUGAUUUUUAUUUUAAUUAUUAUAUGGUAGAUACAAUUUACACUCUUUAUAAUUAUUACAUGAAUUUAUCAAAAAAAAAGAAGGUAAAUAAAGAACUUUUAUUUUUUUUUAUACCUGAUAUAAAAAAUCAUAUUAAGCAUAUUAUUUUAAAUUUUAUCCUUAUUAUAAAUAAUAAUUCAAAUAAAAGUAAAAUAUUAGGAAAUAAACGAAUUAUUGCUUCUUUAGAAAGAAUAUUAAAAUUAGGUUAUGUAUUUGAAGUACCUUUUAAAUUAGAUCCAUUUGUAAUGCACUAUUGUAAUAUAUUAUUAGUAAACAAAUUAGAUUUAUCAUUAUUAGAUAAUAUCAAAAUACUAAGUAUUUUUAAAGAAAUAAAAAAAAUAAACGAAAAAAAAAACUUAGGAGAUACACAAAAACAACAAAUUCAAAAUAGAAAUAUUAGCUAUAAUCUAACAAAUAAAGUAGAAAAUGAUAUAAUAGAAAAAAAAGAAGACUUAGAAUCUUCUCUCUUUGAUUUAAAUUUAAAAUUGAAUUUUAAUAAUGAUGUUGAUUAUCAUUAUUAUAGCUUAUAUAAUUAUUUUGAUAACAUGAUAAAAUUGGUUUUCUGUAAUUUAAAAAAGAGUUUACAUAACUCAAAAAGUGUGGAUAUAUGUAUGUUAAUUCCUUUAGUUUACGAAUUUCAUAAAUAUAUGGAUGAUGAAUUAAAAAAUAUAUUAACUGUUCAGAUAACAUCUAAUAAAGACGAUAUAAAUGAAAACAACAUUAUAAAUAUAUUACGAGUAUUUACUAAAAUGAAAUAUAAAAAUGAACUACUUGAAAAAUUUAUAUAUAAAAACGUGAAAUUUUUUUCAAAUGAAAAACAUGAAUGGGUAAGGAAGAAAAUAGAUACUUUUUUUUCUUCUCCAAAAUUGUUUUUUUUGUUUUUUUAUUAUAAAAGUAAAAAUAAUUUAUUUACUUUUAAAGAUAUAUAUUACGUAGAAAAUUAUAUAGAAAAUCACUUUUUUGAAAUGAAUAUAAAAGAUUUUAUUAGUAUUUUGUUAAUUUAUUACAAAAAUAAAACAUUUUUAUUACCAGAAUUGUUAAUUAAAAUAGGUGUUAUUUUUAAUAAUGCAAAAAAAACCGUGAGUAAAAACGAAUUAUUGUUUUGCUUAUUUUUACUUUCAAAAAAUUAUUAUUAUUUGUCAAAAGAAAAUUAUGAAAUAGAAAAAGACAUAAAUUUGUACCAAAAAAUUAAUAUAUUUAGAAAAAGUCAAUAUAAUCAACUACAUAUUAAUGAAUAUGUAAAUAUAAUUAAUGAUAUUUUACUUUACAUAUAUGAAGAAAAAAAAAUAAAUUAUCAACCGAAGCAAAUAAGAUACUUUGAAGAAAAAAUAGACAAAAAUUUAUCAGAAAAAGAAAAAGAAAAAGAAAUAGAAAUAGAAAUAGAAAAAGAAAUAGAAAAAGAAAUAGAGAAAGAAAAAGAAAAUAAUAAAGAACAAGAAGUUCAUGAAGGAGCAAAUAUAAUCGAUGAUAGUAGUUCAUUAAAUGCAUCAAUUCACAAUUCUAAAAUAAAUUUUAAUGAAUUGAAAACAAAUUUGAUAAUGAUGAAAAUAUUAUAUAAUUUAUAUUAUUCUUUUUUUUCAGCUCAGAAAAAAAAAAAAAUUCUAAAUAAUCAUCAUGAGAAAUUAUUGUCUCACUUAUUUUCAUGCUUUAAUGAGAAUUAUUCAAAAAAUAUAAAAGAAAUUAAAUACGUUUCACCUUUAUUAUUUUAUUUUAGCUAUUUUAAUAUAUCAUCUUCUUUUUAUUUUGAAAAGCAAAUAUUAUAUAUAUUAACAAAUUAUCCACUUAAUGAUAAAAAAAUUAAAUAUAUAUUGCUAAGUCAUGUAUUUAUUAAGAAAAAAAUUCCAGAUCAAGUAAAAAAAUACAUAAAAGAAUACGUAACAAAAAACUUUGAAUGUUUUAAUAUAAAUCUUCAAGUUUUAUGUUUUAAAUUUUGUAACAAUUUUCUAAAUAUAAGAAACUUAGAAGAUACAAAUCAAAUAAAUGAUAUUUCUUUGUUUAAUCAUUUACUGGAAUAUUUGCUAUUAAAUUUAGAAAAGAUGAAACCACAACAUUACUUAAUUUUAUAUUUUACGAUUUGCAAUAAUUUUGUUAAAAAGAAAAAGUAUUAUAUUCAACUUUUUUAUUAUAUGAAUAAAUUUGCAACUUAUUAUAAUAAUGAACAUUUAUUUCUAAUACUCUUUUAUAUGUACAAAACAGGGUAUAGUAAACCAAAAAUUAGAAAAAAAAUAAGAAAUUUAAUUUUAUUUCGCCACAAAAAAAGAUUAAUUAAUUUAAGUACAUUUAUAAAAUAUAUAUUACCACUUGAUGAAUUUGGUAUAUAUCAUCUCCUCCCAAUCAAAUUUCAGAAUAUUAUAUAUAAUCAAUUAACAGAAGAAGUAAAAUCUUGUAUUAGGAAACCUUUAGAAGAUGAUGUGAUGAAAGAAAUAAAAAAUUCAGAAAUAAAAAAUGAAAAAAAAGACAAUAAAAUAGAAAUAAAUGAAAAACAAGAAAAGGAUGCACCUAUAUAUAUUUUUGAACAAAUGGUUAAAAAUUAUUAA